GUAGCCUUUAACAACCGCAACAACAACUUUUGCUUCAUGGUUUAAAAUCUCCCAGUUCUGCCUGCAGUACUAGUGCAUUACACUACUUUAGUACAUCAUAGGUUUCCUACACACUUACAAGGGGUGUGGAGUAAUUAAGUUGUGGCAGUUAAAAGAGUUUAGUCAUGGUUGGAAAUAAGAAAACCUUGCUGGAGGACUCUCUGGCACGGCUGGAUGCUGCUCUGGGCUCCCCUGGGGGUGGUGUUAUGAGGACACCACGCACUGUAAGGCGAAUGCUUACAUCUAAAGAUUUGGAUGUUUCAUCAAUCAUGGAAGGAACUCUGAGUGGACUACCCACAUCCUUUUCACCUGUAAUUCCUCGCACUUCGCACAUUGGAUUAAGUGCAUUAGCCAGCUCUUGUAUGAUUGUAGAUGAUGUAACUGCUCCAGUACCUGCUACUAUGUUAGGUGACACCACACUGGAUGCUACAAGUGCUGCUCUUCUUGCUGAUGAUGACCCAGGAGUUCGGGCAACACAGGUGCUGUUUUCAGAAUUCAUAAACAUCAUGGUGUCCCACCCAUCAGAAGCACAGGUCUGGGAUGAAUUGGAGCAGUAUGAGCAAGUCUGUUGUCAACAAGUGAAUUCCUUGGCCAAGCUCAUUCGUAAGGUUCCAAUACAUCGUGCCAAUUUUACAAACACACAAAAGGUUUACCAGCAGCUGCUAGGUGAGCGCAAUACUUGGAGACUAUUGGGGUCACUGUAUAGUGAGCGCUUAGGUGAAGAUACCAGCAGUAAUGAUUCACCAAUGAUGGACAAUGAACCUACCACUGACUACGCUGUUGUUACUCGGCUUUAUGAUACCAACCGCACAGUUAGAGAGGCACAGAUUGUAAUUGAUUGGUUAGAGAGGAAUGCUGCAGAUGAGUGUGACAACAACUGUUAUGACCGUGUGGAAUACUUUGGAGAUACUCACAUUGCAUGGGAAAACACCCUUAAAACACUAAAGAAUGAGAGCAGUGGUAUUGUUCACCCACUGAAAGGAGCUCGGCCAUUAGUAACUUCAAUGGAUCCUGAUUCUUCUCUGCGCCAGGGUCGACCUCUCCACGACUUAGACCAGGAAGAUGAAAUACGUCUGUUGCGAUCUGUCUUUUCCUACAUCCGUUCUGGCCAGGUAUCAGCUGCAGAGGACCUGUGUGUAAAGUCUGGUCACCACUGGCGGGGAGCAACACUGGAAGGCUGGAAAUUGCAUCAUGACCCAAACCCAGAAGACCCAUCUCAGAGGCAGCCUAUUUCUGGCAAUCCUUAUAGAGAUGUAUGGAAAGCAGUAGCUUGGCGGAUUGCCAGUGAUGAGCGUCUGCCAUCACAUGAAAGAGCCAUCUAUGGUGCUCUCUGUGGCCACUUACCAUCUGUACUUGCAGUAUGUCAUACAUGGUAUGAUGUGCUCUGGGCAUAUACUCGUGCUAUGGUGGAUCAGUGGGUGGAAGAGCAGCUGCGGGGUGCUAACACACACCUUCGGCCACUACACCCUCUACCUCAAGAUUUCCCAGAAGAAAAAUUUUCUAUAAAGGGUGUGUUAGAGGCGGUGGAGAGUCGUCCAGAAGUUCAAAAGCUGCAGCACAAAAACCCUUACCAUAUUCUUCAGAAAUAUCUCAUUCUGGAUGAUAUGGAAUCUCUACUCCAGGAGGCUCAUGUAUGGCUUAGAAAUGGUUUAGCACCCCAUCUUUUAAGGUGCCUUACUCACCUGGUGCUGUUUCUGCGAAGGAUUGGUCGUAUCUCUCAGCAACUGGAACCUCUCUGUACCGAUAUACUUGAGCUUGUAGUGAAAGAAGCCAUUGAGCGUGGGGAUGUUGAACAAGUGGCCUGGUAUACCUCUGUAUUACCCACAUGGCUUCAGGUGGAGUGGUACGCACGUUUCCUCCAUAAUAUAACAGAUGACCACCAUCGCCGUCACGCUCUACAGCUUGCUGCCACUGUAGGACUAGAUACACAUGCAAUCACCUCAGCUGUUGUCACCAGUAUCAGAUUAUCAUCCAACAUUCGUGAUCCUGAGGGAGAAGUGGUGUCAGAAACUACAGCAGAGGAUCGAGUUAAAAUCAGUGCUAUAGACUGGCUGUUGUAUGACCCACAACAACGAGUAGAAGCUCUUAGACAAUCCAAUGCUCUUAUGCGCACUUUUCUUGUCUCGCGCAAGAUUGGAGCCACUCGUGCUUUAUUUAACAAAAUACCAAGUGAUUCAGUGGAUAUAAUAAUGAGGGAGCAUGAAGUUGAGACAGGAUCAUCUGACCUUCCACCACAGGCUGAAAAUGUUGUACGAGAAUACUUCUGUAUACGUACCUUCUUGUCUGCUCAGGAUUCCUUCACUGAUUGGUUUGAUCACUACCAUCAAAAGAGACCAUCUGCUCCUCAGAAGCCUGCAGCAGGUUCAGGAUUUUCUCAGCAGGUAGCCUAUGAACAGGCUGAGCAGCAGUACAAAGGUGAAAUGGAGCGAUGGCAACAUACUUUGAAGCUUAUUACCAAAACUGCCUGUGACCACUUGUACAAUGUCUUGCUGUUCCCUGAGGGUGGUUGGUUAGUCGAUUCAGCUUUAGAAGACCAAGAACCUGAAAUUACAGGAGUGAGUGGGGCAGAAGAAAGUGGUGAAGUCCGAGCUGAAACUCCUGAACCCAACCGAGCACACCAUUUGUCAGUACUUAGAUCCAUUUAUAUCCCACAGGUAACAUCAUUGCUACAGAACAUUCUUCAUUCUACACAAAAUUACAAAGAAAGUCUUCAGUUAGCAGAUAUUAUUGCUUCAGAGCAGCACCAGCUCUACAAGGCCUUUGGUACUUGUGAGCUUCAGCGAUUCUUGGCGAAGCUUCAGGAAACAUCGAGGGAACUCCUAGAUCGUAACUGUGAUGCUUUAGGUUAUCCACUUCAGUAGAGUAUCUUCUUUAUGAUGUAAGAAAUAAAACCAAAAGAUGUAGGAAGUGACUUGUGUUUGUGUAUUCCCUUAGCCAUAGUAAUGGCAGUGCAUACAAUAUUGCACUUAUGCAUUUUGUUACUGUCAUAGAAAUCAUUGGCAGAUUGUGUUUAUAACUCGCUAUAUACUAAAACAUUAAAUACAGAAACUUGAACUGUAACAUAUUUUCAAAGAAGAAAUUUUGUAAUUACUACAUAUAAAUAGGUUUGCCCUUGCUUUAUGCAGUUUUGUUCUAUGUGGGUUUUGCUUCGUGGAAAUUCACUUUCAUGUAAUGACCCUGUUUCAGUCAGUAAUUCACUAGGUGUAUAUAUUCACUGUUUUUUCUUAUCGAGACCAGUACCAGUUGAUAUUAUAAAUAUCUCUCUAUACAUAUUUAUGUUUAUAAAAAAGAAAUAAAAGAAAGAAGAGAAAUUUGGGCAUGGGAAAUCUAAAGAGCAUAUUUUGAAUGAAGCUCUAUGGCUGGUUUUCAACUUAAGAUUUGCAUCAAGUCAAUAAAAUGGCACACAGCGAAAUGAAGUUAAGUGACGCCAAUUCGAAUUUGAGACUAGGGUGGAGAGGAGUAAGAAGAAAGAAAAGUGGGGGGCUGUAUAUUCACAGGUUUAUAACAUACAUUUCAGUCCAGACAAAGACAGGCUGGUUGACCAGUGAAAGAGGAGGAAGAAGGGUAAAAGGCAGGAGGAUUAUGAUUGAAUUUUGGAUUUUAUUUUUUAUUAGGUAUUUAUGAACCAAAAUCAUUUCUUGAAUAUGUCUAUCUGGUGCUUAUUUGAUGUGCUCAUUAUUUUUUGGUAAAAAAUAAUGAGCACUUUUGCAGAGCACUUUGGCUCUGCUAAAUGUAUAGGGAUUAUGAUUGAGUUUUUUCUCUAAUUGUUUUUGGACCAAAUUCAUUUCUUUUUUGUAUGAUUAUGUGGUAUAGGUAUUAUUAUUAUAAUAAAAAAGAAGCGCUAAACCACAAGGGCUAUACAGCGUGGUAUAGGUAUGGUAAGCUCAUUUUCUCUAAAAAAAGUAGAAUUUGCACAGAAUCUGAACUUAUUCCCAUGUAAUGUUUGAUUUACUCUAUAGUAUUUCACUUUGUGCCAUCGGCCAGGAACACUGCUAUUGCAUAAAGUGAGGGACACCUUGAUGUUGAAACUGAGCAAAAAAAUUCUUACAUAAAAGGUAAAGCUUUUUUGUCUUUAUACACCAUAUUUGAGAAGUAAAUCUGAUUUUGAUGUCAGCACAUCUCUGGUAAGAUGACAAUUAAGUGAAUGUUUUCUUGGUGGGCAGUGGUCUUCAGGUUAAAAAAAAAAAAAUAUAUUAACAACUAUUACUACCCUUUACCAAUUUUGAGUAACUUUUUUUUUUUUUUUUUUUUUUCUUGCUUUCUUUCUUUCUUUCUUUCAACAAACUUGCUGUGUUCUGUUCAUAUUCAGUGUUAUAUUUUGACUUCAAGAAAUGUUAUAGAACUUUGUAAGUUCAAUGAACUGGUUUUUACCACAAAAAGUUUUAUAAUUUGGCUAUGUACUUUAUGAAAAGAAUGAAAUAACAUUCAGGGGAGGUAAAUUUAUUUGUCUGAAAGAGCUUAUGUUCACCCUUAGCAUAUUUUUUAAUACUUGUAAGAUAUUUUUAAUGUUCAGAUGUUUGUAAUAAAAUAUUUACAAUUACUUCAUACAAA
Messenger RNA from Cherax quadricarinatus, 4590 nucleotides. Lineage: Eukaryota; Metazoa; Arthropoda; Malacostraca; Decapoda; Parastacidae. The record is from RefSeq and is a predicted model, not a curated record.